GCGGAAGCUCGGCGGAGGCCGGCGGAAGCAAGAGGCGAUGUCCCAAAGGAGGUGAGACGGCAUGUGUUUGGUGUCAGGGUUUUUCGGGAAGAUCGUCCACACGUGGCAGCCAUAGGUGCCUGCACAGUAUGUCCAGAGGCCUGCCACCGGAUCUCAUAAUGCAGAGCAUGCCCCCUCCACUGACGAAUCAUUCAGAAGUGGAGGCCCGGGCCGUCCACCUCCGAGGUCUUGGACCCUCCCGGCUGGGUAGAGAGUACCAGUCCAGGAAGCAAUGGCCGAGGCGGGGAACGCCUACAACGGCCAGAUCAAGGACGGCCUCUUCCACGGAAGGGGUACCCUCGUCUACGCCGGCAACGAGCGCUACGAGGGCGAGUGGAUCUACGGCAAGCGAGAGGGCACCGGCAGAUUCACGUACGCCGACGGUGCUGUGUUCGACGGCCAGUGGGUGGAGGACCGGAUCCACGGCCAAGGCAUCGCCGUCUUCGCGUCGGGCAACCGAUACGAAGGUUCGUGGGAGAACGGUCGCAUACACGGAUACGGCACGUUGACCUAUUCCAACAAUGACCAGUACGACGGAGAUUGGCACGACGGGAAGAUGCACGGCCGCGGCACCUACCGCUACUCGGAGGGCGACGUGUACCAGGGCGAGUGGCUGGACGACAAACGUCACGGCAAGGGUGUAGUCACGUAUGUCAGCGCGCGGGGCAGCGUCGUGGAGAAGUUCGAGGGCGAUUGGGUGGCUGGCAAGAUGCACGGGCAGGGGAAGUACCAGUACGCGGACCAGGGCGUGUACGAGGGCGAUUGGUACGAUGGAAAGAUGCAUGGGAAGGGCAUCUACGUCUUUCCGAACGGGAACACGUACGAUGGCGAGUGGGUCAACGACAUGAAGGAGGGAUAUGGCACCUUGACGUACCAGAACGGGGAGAAGUACGACGGGUACUGGAAGGCCGACAAGGUGCACGGCAAAGGCACGCUCAUCUACACCUACGGCGACAAGUUCGUCGGGGACUGGUGCGACGCGAAGAAGGAGGGCGAGGGCGAGCUGAUCUACUCGAACGGCGACCGCUUCAAGGGGCAGUGGAAGGACGACAGGGCGUGCGGCUUCGGUCAGUUCGUCUACGCGAACGGCAACGUGUACGAGGGCCAGUGGCUCGACGACAAGCGCCACGGCAGGGGGCAGUUCAACUGCGCCGAGGACGGGUCCGCCUACGACGGCGAGUUCGUGGCCGGGCGGAAGGAGGGCAGGGGCGUGCUGAAGCAGCGGGAAGGGCACGUCCUCAGCGGCGUGUGGAAGCAGGGCGAGCUGGCGCAGGUCGUGGAGUACGUCUUCGCGGCGGACUCUCCGUGGAAGAACCCCGACCUGUGAGCCACCGAAGGUCAGCACAGCCAGGCCCUCGCCUGGCACCAGCCCUCCCACGCCGUGACCUCCGAUGAUCCCCAGGAUGCGUCUUGGCCAAACGUGUGUCAACCCCGCUCGGCCUGUGGCCGCCAUCGCAACACCGCCUGCGUCGCAUUGAGCGGCGUCGGUGGGCAAGCACGCGUUGGCGCUGCCGCUCGUGCGGAGGGUCCUUGAGACCUUCUCGUCGUCCCAUGGGCCCGAGAGCGCACGACACCUUCGCCUGAGAUCAGCCUCUCGCGCCCUCUGGUCGCCCUCCGAUCUGGGCGCCGAGGGCCCCAACG
Prorocentrum cordatum is the source of this 1680-nucleotide messenger RNA. The record is from the annotation of a GenBank genome assembly. Lineage: Eukaryota; Dinophyceae; Prorocentrales; Prorocentraceae.